Messenger RNA from Kockovaella imperatae, 1247 nucleotides. RefSeq names its product tryptophanyl-tRNA synthetase. The transcript has 6 exons. Gene Ontology annotation, cellular component: mitochondrial matrix; mitochondrion. Gene Ontology annotation, molecular function: ATP binding; tryptophan-tRNA ligase activity. Gene Ontology annotation, biological process: mitochondrial tryptophanyl-tRNA aminoacylation. Bases 15 to 1190 code for a protein of 391 amino acids. NCBI's taxonomy places the organism in Eukaryota, Fungi, Basidiomycota, Tremellomycetes, Tremellales, Cuniculitremaceae. The record is from RefSeq and is a predicted model, not a curated record.
UAUAGCAGCACACCAUGAGCAGGCUCAAGACCGCCUCUAGUGCUUGCCUAGCUUCAGCAAGGACGGUACCGUCUUUGAAUAGUCACGUGAGAGCUCAUCGCGAUCACCGUCAUGCCAGCAGCUCUGCAGGACCUUCCAAAGGCCCAAAAUUCGACGAGGUCGUCUUUUCAGGCAUUCAACCAUCAGGCAUACCUCAUAUUGGCAAUUACCUAGGACUGUUCCUCCCUUUCCUAGAACUUCAAAGCUCUUUACCGCGCUCGACACCCUUGUACCUCUCAAUCGUCGGGUUACACGCCAUAACGUUGCCGAGAGAUCCCAAUAUUUUGAGACAGGAGCGAAUGGAUAUGUUGGCUGCUUUGUUAGCUUGCGGAGUCGAUCCAGAGAGGACAUGCUUGUUCUACCAGGAAGAUAUACCUGAGCACGCUGAGCUGGCUUGGAUAUUGAAUACUUUGACGCCGGUCGGUAGAUUGCAGAGAAUGACGACUUGGAAGUCCCAAAUCGCCACGAGAACAUCAUCAUCUCCAGAUCAAAUUACAGACUUGGAUCUGAAGCUCGGAUUAUUGGCCUAUCCAACCCUUCAAUCAGCCGAUAUAAUGCUCUACAAAUCCACGAUUGUCCCCGUUGGCGAAGAUCAAACUCAACACCUGGAACUAGCACGAGAUACAGCAGAAGCAUUUAACAGAGCUUAUGGUGACAUUUUCCCUCUACCACAGACCAGGAUCGUACCUUCCAAACGUAUUCUAUCGCUUCGAGACCCCAGUGCGAAAAUGUCCAAAUCUGCCCCCUUAGCAGCGUCCCGAAUCGUCUUAACGGAUCCACCGGAAGCUAUCCGCAAGGCUGUCAAAACGGCCGUGACGGAUUCCGAACCGUCCAUAAAAUUCGAUCCUGAGGGGCGACCAGGAGUUUCGAACCUCCUUCUCAUCUGGUCUUCGCUGGACCCCUCUGGCCAGACACCUGAGCAGCUUGCGGAACAGGCGCAGAAAGACGGAUGGGGAAUGGCGAAGCUCAAGGAUGCAGUCACCGACGUUGUGGUGGAGCGAUUCGGCAAUAUACGAGCAGAGUACGAGAGAAUAAGACAGGAGAAGGGUUGGCUGAGUCAGAUUGCAGGGCAAGGUAGAGCAAAGGCUGGGGAGGUAGCAAAGAAGACUAUGGAGGAAGUGAGGAGAGCUGUCGGUAUUGAUAAAUUAUAGCGCGAAAUCUCAUCUCACUGACAGAUCAAGUGUCAACAUGCACUAUCAUGCGGACAU